GGACAAAUGUGAAUUUCGCAUACUCCCUGUAAUGUUCGUGUUUUCCCUGAUUCAAAAUUCUUCCUUAUUCAAACCAUUCCUCAAUCCCGGAAAGACCCAUUUUUUGUUAUUCAACAUUGAACCCUAUAUCUCCGGUACCAACUAUGUUCAUGUUCCUGCAAAUAUAGGUAUACAUACACGCCUGAGUCGCCUGACUGCUUGAUAAGGUAUAUGAAUGUAUAAAUAAAUAUCAGAUUUACAUAUGGACACUAAUUAUACAGCUGUUCCUCCCAAGGAUGUAUUCGUCGAAUUACAGCUGAAAGAAGGAGAUUUUGAAUCCGACAUACCUCAAGAAAACGGGUAUACUGAAAAGGUCAACGCAGACGAUCUGGAAUUAGAUGAUGGCAUAGAUUUAGACAAUUUGCCCCUUAUUUUCGGUGAUGGAAAUAAACCCGGAUCAGGAAUACACGGGGCUAUUUUCAAUCUCACAACAACCAUCGUUGGGGCGGGGAUUAUGGCACUGCCAGCAGCAAUGAAAGUCCUGGGUUUUAUUUUAGGGUUUGUUCUGAUAAUCCUAAUUGGCAUCUUAUCUGAAAUGAGUGUUGAAUUGCUUAUACGUUUCUCUGUUCAGUGCAAUGUGACAUCUUAUGGGGAAGUGGUUCAUGCAGCUUUGGGUAAGACAGCUAGGAUGUUAUCUGAGACUUGUAUAAUUGUUAACAAUGCAGGUGUGUUGGUUGUUUACCUUAUUAUAAUAGGAGAUGUUAUGUCUGGUUCUGUUCACCACAUUGGUGUUCUUGAUCAAUGGUUAGGUCAAGGUUUCUGGGAUCAUAGGAAGUUUGUGGUUUUGAUCUUUUUGAUUUUCUUCCUUGCACCACUUUGCGCGUUGGACAAGAUCGAUUCUUUAAGCUUAACAUCGGGAGCUUCCGUGGCCCUUGCUGUGAUAUUCGUUAUUGUUUCUUUUGUCAUUGCCUUCGUUAAGCUUGUUGAGGGGACUAUUGAAAUCCCUAGAAUGGCCCCGGAUUUCGGGUCCACCAACGCAAUCUUGGAUUUGUUCGUCGUGAUUCCUAUAAUGUCCAAUGCUUAUGUGUGUCACUUUAAUGUGCUGCCUAUUUAUAAUGAGUUAGAAGAGCGGUCUCCUGAGAAAAUGUAUCGGGUUGGGAGGGUCACAACUGUCAUCUGUGUCCUUGUGUAUGUUUCAACUGCUGUGUCGGGGUAUUUGCUCUUUGGGAAAGAGACUGAAUCGGAUGUAUUGACUAACUUCGAUAAAGACCUUGGGAUACCAUUCAGUGCGGCUCUAACGUACAUUGUCCGCAUGGGGUAUGUCUUCCACUUGAUCCUUGUAUUCCCCGUGAUUCAUUUCUCACUAAGGCAAGCCGUUGACGCGUUAUUCUUUAAGGAUUAUGCUCCACUCACUGAGAGUCGAAGGAGGUGUUUGGCUUUGACUGUGGUUCUCUUAGGCCUUGUGUAUUUGAGUUCAACGAUGGUUCCUAACAUUUGGACUGUGUUCAAGUUCACAGGAGCCACCACAGCCGUCUCUUUGGGAUUUACCUUCCCAUCUCUCAUAGCGCUACAGCUUAGCAAAGAAGGGAACAGGUUGAGCAAAGGGGAGAGAAAAUUAUGUUGGCUCAUGCUGGUACUGUCCAUUAUGGUGAGCAUUUUGGGAGUGUGUGGCAACGUUUAUAGCAUCGAGAAGCUAAGCUAGUCGCCACAUCGUUUGUUCAUCAUACAAUAAUAGAAUGGUUGAUCAUGUGGAAAAGUGAAUCUCUAGCUAGCCCACCACGUGCUGAGUGUGUGCCCUCCAUCCAAGCAGUUAUAAUCCGUUAUUAUCUCCAUAUAUUAUUCCUGUAUUGUUGGAGCAGGUAGUUUUAUAUAUUUAUUGUUGGUUUUUGAUAUAUCUGCUUUGGCUUUUUUUUUCCCACAGCCAAAUGGGUUACAUGGUACGACAAGAUAUACCAAAGUUGUAAUUUUGCCACUGUGGUAGUCCCAUAUCACAAGUUCACAUCUUGGAUUUGCAGGCGUUAUAUAAUCUCUGUUAUAUUUUA
Messenger RNA from Cuscuta epithymum, 2021 nucleotides. NCBI's taxonomy places the organism in Eukaryota, Viridiplantae, Streptophyta, Magnoliopsida, Solanales, Convolvulaceae. The record is from the annotation of a GenBank genome assembly.